AUGAAGACAUUCUUCGGAGUGACGGUAACGCUCUUAGCCAUCCCCUUUGCCAUCGGGCAAUCCUCCUCGACAUGCGGUCCCGCGCCUUCAGGGUCCAUCCAGCCCUCUCUCGCCUCUGGCUACCAAAUGCAAGUGGUUGCGACCGGCUUGUCUAAACCACGGGGAAUCCACCUCGACAAUGCAGGUAAUCUGAUGGUCGUCGAGCAAGGAAGAGGAGUUAUAUCGGUGCAUACCCUGAAUGAGGACACUGCAGGCUGUGUCUCUGUGGUCAAUUCAACCGACAUCACGGCAGCGUUAGGUUUAAAUCAUGGCAUCGAGUUAUCUACCGAUGGGCAAAUCCUGUACGCCUCUUCUUCGGAAGAGGUCUUUGCCUGGCAAUAUUCCCAAUCGUCCAAAACCGUAUCAAACCGCGCCACCCUCAUCAACAACAUGGCAGGCACAGACCACACCACUCGCACUCUAUUACUCUCAAAGUCAGCUCCUGGCCUACUUCUGGUCAGCCGAGGCAGCACCGCUAAUAUUGACUUUGAAGCUUCGACCCUGGAGUCCGGGCAUUCUCAAAUCAGGGCAUUCAACUUGACCAAUCACACUGGCGUUCCCUACGAUUUCAGCACCACGGGACUACGACUGGGUUGGGGGUUGAGGAACGAUGUCGGGGUCGCAGAGCAUCCCAUAUCUGGAGGCAUCUUCUCUGUGGAGAAUUCAGCCGAUCAACUCUCUCGCAUGGGCGUCGAUGUACAUCAAGACAACCCUGCCGAAGAGUUGAACUUCCUGGGAUACCUAAAUGGCACAGAGUAUGCUAAUCAGGGCGGCAAUUUUGGCUAUCCAUGGUGUUUCUCGGCGUGGGGUGUUGAUAUCCUGCCAGACAACGGCAACUUGACGGUGGGCAGUCAGUUUGCCGUGGACGCGAGUACUGCCUCCAACAACCAGAACCAGACCGAUGCCUACUGCGCGGCGCAGCUGCCCGCAAGCUUGGUCUUCCAGGCUCACAUGGCGCCUCUCGACAUCAAGUUCAACAACAGUGGUACUGAAGCUUGGAUCACUUUCCACGGAAGCUGGGACAGGGACGAUCCCGUGGGGUAUAAAUUGAGUGUCGUGGCAUUCACCAGUGACGGUCAGCCUGUGGACGAUAUCACGAGCAAAACGGCUGCCGUUGACAUCUUCGCCAACGCAGACAAUUCAAAGUGUCCGGCCAACUGUUUCCGACCGGUUGGCAUGGCCAUUGACGACCGCGGCCGCAUCUUUGUGUCCUCGGACGCCUCUGGCGAGGUCUACCUCAUUACAAAGGUGUCAGAAGGCAACGCCACGUCCUCUACGCCAUCGGGUUCGCCCUCUGCCACUGCUACUCCAUCGAUCGCAGUGUCCAACCAGCCUUCGUUCUUAUUGCCUGUUGUCAUGCUGUUGUUUGUUAGCGUCCUUAGUGCUCUCAUGAUAUAA
Molecule: messenger RNA, 1437 nt
Organism: Fonsecaea nubica
Lineage: Eukaryota; Fungi; Ascomycota; Eurotiomycetes; Chaetothyriales; Herpotrichiellaceae
Exons: 2
Coding region: 1-1437 (478 amino acids)
Source: RefSeq, a predicted model, not a curated record